AUGGCGAUGAUAUGGGCUUCCAUGGGGUUAACGUCGAUCCUGCUGUCCAACAUCGCGUCCAUGCUCAUCUCGUUUAAGUUGUACCGCGACUGGGACAUCCGGGUGUCCAGUGUUCGAUGGUUAUUCCUCACGCUCUUCGUUUAUCUAUGGCUCUACACAGUGGGACGUGCAAGCUAUUAUCUCUGGGUCGUCAUGCUCCCAAUCAAAGAAUUCGUAGACGGCAACAACGCCGUACCGUACACAAGCAAGCAACUAGACCAGCUAGGAAUCUACGCCACGACAGAUCUCGAGGCUGCGCGAAGGUUAUUCCCGACUACGAUUCUGUGUUUCUGUGACGUCAUGCACUUCGCUGUGGCCUUCUGGGUGUUGCCACUGAUCUACGAACUGUCGAAAAUCGCUGCAAAGUCCAUGGACAGAGGCACCGCCAAGGAACAGGCCAAAAUUCGGAUGUAUAUUAUCGUGGGCCAUGGCCUUAUUACUUGCUUUGUGGUCGCAGUGGUCGUCUUGAGUAUUAUCGGAGGUGGGUACUCAAGUUAUACCUAUCGAUUAGCGCUGUGCAUCUACGUCAUGCAGAUCAUCACGCUCGUGUACAUGGGAGUGGUACUCUUCCUCCUCAAGUGCAAAGGUCGACAUGUUGAGUCAAUCAACGGCCAGUUCAAAGCCUCACCGGUCUACAAGCGGUUAAAGUGGAUCAUGCUUGCGUACGCGCUCUUUGCGCUCCAGUACGAGGCCACGUCGCUCUUCACGUAUGUGUACACACCUCGUGACGAGGCGACAUUGAGUUAUAUUGGCCUCAGUCAAGUGAUGUACAACGCUACGGGUCUUGCGUUGGCGUUGUGUACAGGCUGCAGUAUACCGUGUACAUUGAGACUCUGCGGCUGUUGCAUUCCCGAUGAGAUGCUCGUCCAACUUGUGGUAGAGUCCAACCGAGACGAGAUUCCGUGCAUUUACGAUCGUGAUGAGACGGUGAAGCCUCCUGUUUUAAACCCGGUGUUUGUGGUGACGGAUAUCGAGUCUUCGAGUGCGUUGUGGGGUAUUGAAGACGGUAAGGUGAUGCAACGGGCAAUUCAAAUACACGAUGAUACGCUCCGCUCAUUGCUGAAUCUAUACAGAGGGUAUGAGAUUACUACGGCUGGAGAUUCCUUUCAACUAGCCUUCCAUACAAUACGCGAAGCUGUUUCGUACUCUCUACAUGUCCAGCUUCAGUUGUUAGCUGCCGAUUGGCCUAAAGAGCUUCACGGUCUGGUACCAGCGACCAAGAAGCGACGAGCCGGACACCGCGUUAUUUUCCGUGGACUGCGUGUACGAAUGGGGAUCCACGAUGCUAUGGGUUCCGACGGACAUCUCCACCAUAGUCGUCAUGCUGUCACGGGUAAAACUGUGUACACCGGAGCGUCAGAGGUGAUUGCAAGCGAAGUGAGUGACGUUGGAGCUGGCGGACAGAUCCUCAUCACGCGGCGGAUUGCCGACUGGUUGAUGACCAACAAAGACGUCUUGCCAAUAGAUUACUCUGUCGAUUACCUUUGUGACUACAUGGUCCCACAGGUUAACAUGCACGUGGCAGUGUACGAAGUGUUGCCUGAAGGACUCGCUCGACGCAAGAAGAUAUUCGCACAAGACCAAAACAGCCGCAUCCCGCACGUCGCUAACCGAUCCGCCUCGGGCUCCACCAUACUGGAGAGCGGUCUGGAGACGCCCAUGGGCUCACCUACUUCGUGGUUCCAGACACCUCGGACUCCUUCCUCAAUGCCUUAG
Phytophthora infestans T30-4 is the source of this 1755-nucleotide messenger RNA. RefSeq lists its product as uncharacterized. Gene Ontology annotation, biological process: cyclic nucleotide biosynthetic process; intracellular signal transduction. The transcript has a single exon. The record is from RefSeq and is a predicted model, not a curated record. NCBI's taxonomy places the organism in Eukaryota, Oomycota, Peronosporomycetes, Peronosporales, Peronosporaceae. Bases 1 to 1755 code for a protein of 584 amino acids.